Messenger RNA from Aphidius gifuensis, 7093 nucleotides. RefSeq lists its product as uncharacterized. The coding region runs from base 103 to 6501 and encodes 2132 amino acids. The transcript is spliced from 2 exons. Lineage: Eukaryota; Metazoa; Arthropoda; Insecta; Hymenoptera; Braconidae. Gene Ontology annotation, molecular function: histone H3K36 methyltransferase activity; protein binding. Gene Ontology annotation, cellular component: nucleus; chromosome. Gene Ontology annotation, biological process: regulation of DNA-templated transcription. The record is from RefSeq and is a predicted model, not a curated record.
AAAAAAAAUGAAAUUUUAAAUAGCAGUAGUGGUGGUGGUGGUGAUGAUGGUGGAUCAACAUCAACAAUACCAUCAUCAAAUAUUGCUUCAACAAAUUUAGCAAUGCCAGUAAGAAAAUCAAGAAGACAAAUUGCACAAAAACAACAAUCUAUUGAAGUGAAUAUUGAUAAUAAAAAACAAAAUGGUGAAUUGCUAGGAGGUAAUAUUAAAUCAACUAAAAAUAUAGAAAAAAAUAAAAAUACAAAUCAAGUAUUAACAAAUAAUAUUGAUAGUGUUGGUGUUGUUGAUGAAGCAGUACCAAUAAUAGUACCAAGAAAACGUGGAAGACCCAGGUUAUCUGGUAAUCGUAAUACAAAUAAAAUCAUUUCAUCAAAUGAUAAAAAUAGCAUUAUUAAAACUGAUGAUAAUUUAACAAAUUCGUCUAAUAAUGAUAGUCAAAAAAUUAUUGAUAAAUUGGUAGAUAAUUUAGAAACAACACCAACAGAAAUUCAAACAACUGAAAUAAUUAAUACAGAUUCAAAAAAUAUAUCAAAUGAUAAUGUUAUUUUAAAUAAUUCUGAUGAAAUUGUUACUAAUAAUGAUGCUGAGAUUGUCAACGUUGGUAAUGAUGUCAUUGAAGAAGAAAUAGUUGCAGAAGAGACAGUGGUAUGUGAAGAAAUGGAAGUUGAAAUUGAUAAUGUUGUUGUUGUUAAUAAUGAUGAUGAUGAUGAUAAUAAUGAUAUUAAUACAGCAAGUGAGCAAUAUAUUGAUAAUGAUAUUGGUUGUGAGCAAGUUGUUGUUAUGGAUGAAUCUCAUUUUGAAGAACAAGUAGAAGUAGAAGUAGAAGAUGAUAAACAAGAAAAUAACGUUGUUAUAUUAAUUGAUAAUGAAAUUGAUACAAUGGUAACAAAUACUGAAGAUGUUGUCACAACAAAUGAUUAUGAAAUUAUUGAAGAAGGUGUUGAAUGUUUAACUGUCAAUGAUAAUCAUCAUGAUUCAAUUGAUUAUUUACAAAAUAAUAAACAAAGUGAUAAUAAUACUGUUAAUGAAUCUCAAUUAAAUUUAAUUGAUAAAAUUAAUAAUGAAAUUAUUGUAGCUGAUAAUUCUGAUAAUCAAUUAAUAGAAGAAAAUUGUCAAUCACAAAUAACAGAAAAAUAUAUCAAGGAUAAUGAUAAAAAUAAAAAAGUUGUUAGUAGUAAUAGUAGUAGUUGUAGUUUAAAUGAUUAUAAAAAUAUAAUUGAUAAUGACAAUAUGAUUAUUGAUAAUUUAGGUGUUCAUGAUUCUUCAACAAUACAAACUUUACCAAAUAAUAAUUAUGAUGAUGAUGAGGAGGAUGAUACAUCUAGUAAAAUAAUAACUCAAGAAAUUUAUAACAAUGAUGAUAUUAUUGUUGAAACAACAACAGAUGAAAUUGUCGAAAUAAAAACAGAUGAUGGUGAUGAUAAUAAUAUAUCAACAGAUUGUGCCAAAAUAAAUGAAAAUUCAAUUGAAUAUUCAGACUAUCCACAAGAUACAAAUGAUGAAGAAUCACGUGAAAGUGAAAUAACAAUGAUGAUGGAUAAUAAAAAUAAUGAAAAUGAUACAAAAUUAUUAUAUUGUAGUAAUAAUAAUAGUGCAAGUGAUAAUAGCAAUGAUAUAACAUUAUCAAAUAAUAAAAUUGAUGAUUCAAAUGAAUUAAAAAAUCAUCAAAAUCAAAAUGAUUGUGAUAAAAAAUGUAGUGAAUUUCGUAAUCGUAGUGGUAGUACUGAUACAACUGGAUCAGAUAAUGGAUCAAAUUCAUCUGGUAUUAGAAGAAGUAGUAGAAUACGUUCACAAGGUUUAAUGAAACAAAGAUCACGUGGUCGAGGACUUGUUACAAAACCCAUUGCUGAUGUUACAAAAGCAAUGCAAGAACGUGAAACAAUAACAAGUUGUAGUAGUAGUAGUGGUGGUAUUGCUGGUGGUAGUAAUAAUAGUAUUAUAAAUAAUCAAAAAAAAGAUACAAUAAUAACAUCAACAUCACAAGAUAAUUAUUACAAUAACAAUACAUCAACAACAACAUCAUCAUUAUCAGAUGUACAAUUUGAUAUACAAUCUGAUAAGGAAAAUAAAAAAUUGACAUCAUUAGACACUACAUUAUUAAAUACUACAACAUCAACAUCAACAAUAGUAUCAACACAAAUAAUACCAACAACAACAAUAUCACCAUUAACAAUAUCUAGUAGUAGUAGUUUAAUUGGUUAUGAAUCUGAUACAACAAAACCAGUUAAAGUUAAAUCACGUUGGCGAAGAUCAAGUGAAUUAGAAAUGUGUGGUAGUACAAUUGGUGGAUACAAUAAAUCAUCAACAACAUUUGGCAAUAUAAUAUCUGAUAAUAGUAAUAGUAUUGGUACUGCAGGUACUUUAUUAACAUCAAUUGAUAAUAAUACAGCUAUGAUAACAUCUUGUGAAGAUACAGCAAAAAAUUCAAUUAUAAAAAAUGAUGAUAAUAAUAUUAUUGAUGAGAAUAAUUGUAAUGUUGUUGAUCAACAAAAUCAUCAGCAGCAGCAUAAUAUUAAAUCAAAUGAUGAUAAAACAUCAACAGUAUUGUCAAUGAUAAAAGAAGAAGAGAUCGAUUAUGAAUUGCAAGAAAGACUUCGUCAAUUUGAAAGAAUAAAAGAAAAUUUAUAUUUAACUGAAAGAUUUACAAAUAAAGAAACAAAAAGAAUGGUUUGUGAUUGUUUUUUAACAGAUGAAGAUAUUGAAAGAGGUGAACUUGGUUGUGGUGAAGAUUGCUUAAAUAGAUUAUUGAUGAUUGAAUGUGGUUCAAGAUGUGUUGUUAAUGAUCGAUGUACAAAUAAACGUUUUCAAAGAUGUGAAUAUUCAAAAUGUCAAGUAUUUAGAACUGAAAAAAAAGGUUUUGGUUUACGUGCAACAAAUGAUAUAUUAGCUGGUGAAUUUAUCAUGGAAUAUGUUGGUGAAGUACUAAAUCCAAAAGAUUUUCGUCGACGUGCUAAAGAUUACUCAAAAGAUAAAAAUAAACAUUAUUAUUUUAUGGCACUUAAAUCAGAUCAAAUUAUUGAUGCAACAACAAAAGGUAAUAUAUCACGUUUUAUAAAUCACAGUUGUGAUCCAAAUUCAGAAACACAAAAAUGGACAGUUAAUGGUGAAUUGAGAAUUGGAUUUUUUAAUCGUCGUUUUAUUUCGGCUGGUGAAGAAAUAACAUUUGAUUAUCAUUUUCAAAGAUAUGGAAAAGAAGCACAAAGAUGUUAUUGUGAUGCACCAAAUUGUCGUGGUUGGAUUGGUGAUACACCUGAUGAAGAAAAAAGCAAAAAUAAAAAAAAUAAAAAUAAAAAUAAUAAAGCACAUACUGAUUAUUUAAAAACUAUUAUAACAUCAUCAUCAACAUCAUCAUCAUCAUCUGGCUCAGAAUCAUCAUCACCAUCAUCAUCAGUUUCAUCAUCACCAUCAGUAUCACCAGUAGCUUCACGUUCACCAUCACCUGUACCAUCACCAUCUCCAUCACCUUCACUUGUAUCAUCUACAAAAUCAUCAUCAUCAUCAAUAAAAUCAACAUUAACAUCAGCAAUUGCAGCAGUAACAGCAGCAACAAAACCAAAAAGAAAAACAAAAACAACAGCUACAGCAACAACAGUAGCAAAAACAAAGAAAGCAACAACAACAACAACAAGAAAAAAGAAAGAAAUUAAAACAUCAUUUGUUGAAGAUGCAGAUUUAGAUGAAGAAAUUGAUAAACUUUGUGCAAUUGGAUUAAAAAAUCGUGCUCAUACAUUAAAUCUAAGUCGUUUAAUGGUACGUAGUCGUGAAAGUGAGCAUAGAAAUCGUUUAUUAAAAGUUAUACAAAAUGGUGAGCCAGCAUGUCGUAGAUUAUUCCUUGAUUAUCAUGGUUUAAGAUUAAUAUGGAGUUAUAUGAUGGAUGUUGGUGAUUCAAAUACAAAACAAAUACAACAAUUUAAAUUGGAAUUAUUAAAAACAUUAGAUACACUGCCAGUUCCAAAUAAAACAAUGCUUAUGGAUAGUAAAGUAUAUGGUGUUGUACAAAAAUGGUCAAUUAAUCAAAUUACUAAUAAUAAUGAUAAUAAUGAUAAUAGUAAUAGCAAUAAUAAUAUUAAUAAUAAUGAAGAUGAUAAUAAAAUUGAAGAAAAAUCUGAUGAUGUUAAUGAUGUUAAUAAAUGUGAUAAUAAAAUUGAUACAUCAUUACCAUCAGAUAUGGAAAUACAAAUGCAAGUUGAUAAUUUAAAUGAUGUUGAUGAUGAUCAAAUUAAAAAUACAACAAAUGACGGUGUUUCUAAUAAUAAAAUAAAUGAUAAUAUUGAUAUUGAUAAUGAUAAUACAAGCCAAAUGAUUGUUGAUUUGGCAAAUAGUAUAUUAAAUAAAUGGUCAAAUUUAAAAGAAGUAUUUAGAAUACCAAAAAAAGAAAGAAUUGAACAAAUGAAAGAACAUGAACGUGAAGCUGACAGUGGUUAUAUUAGAGAAGACAUUGAAAAAGAAGAACGUAGAGAAUCAUAUGAAAGAACAAGAACAGAUAGAUACAGUGGAAGACGAGAUGAUAUAUCAUCAUUAACACCAACAUCAUUAUCAACAACACUAAUAUCAACAAUACCAAAAGAUCGUGAUAAAUGUGAACGACGUAAUGGUAUUGGAAUUGGUGGUGGUAUUGGUGUUGUUGGUAUUGGUGGUAUUGGUAUUGGUGGUACUAGUGGUAUUGGUAGUGGUAUUAAAGGUCGUGAUAGUCCUGAUUUAGAUGUUUUAUAUCGUAAUAAUAAAGAUAAACGUAAUUCUGAUGAAAGAGGAAAUCUUGUAUCAAUACCACGUUUAUCAAAAUAUGAAAGAAGACAAUUAUUUGCACUUAAAGUUGCUAAAGAAGAAGAAGAAGAAAGAUUAAGAAAACAACAACAAAAUAUGUGGCAAGAACAUGAAAAACGUUGUGUUGCAUUAGGUAUUGAUCCACAUACAACAGCUGCUAUUGAUCCACAAACUGGUUAUCCAUUAUAUUAUAAUACAUCAAUUGGUCAAUGGCAAUCAUCCUAUCAUCAUUCAUCAACAAAACAAUCUGUUCAAGAAACAAGUGAUAUUAUACCAUCACCAUCAUCACUACCACCACCAGCAACACCAUCACAAUCAAAAACACAAUCAUCAUCAUCACAAUGUAAUUCAAUUUAUAUGACAACAAAUACACAACCAAUUAAUGCACCAUCAAUACCACCUCAUUCUCAUCCUCAUCAUCACCAUCAUCAUCAUCACCAUCAUCAUAAUCCUCAUCAUCAACAUCAUCACCAACAACAACAGCAACAACAGCAGCAACAGCAACAGCAACAGCAGCAGCAGCAUGCUUCAACUAAUUUAUUAGCUUAUGAUAAUAUUAAUCAUCAACCAGUACCAACAACAUAUCCAACAUCAUUUACUAAUAAUUUAAUAACUUUACAUAAUAAUUCUGGGCCAAAUGGUGCUGCUAUUAAUAAUACAUCAAUACAACCUAGUCAUCAUCAUCACAAUACGUAUUCAGCAAAUACAAAAUUAUUAUUAGAUAAACCAUCAACCAUCACAGAUUUACCAGUAUCACCAUUAACACUAAAAAUUGAAAAUAAUCAACAACAACAACAAUCAAUAGAAGAAGAAGUACCUCUUGUAUUGGAUCUUCCACCUAAAUGGAAACAUGCCAAAGAUUCACGUGGUAGAAUAUAUUAUUAUCAUAUUAAAGAAAGAAUUCCACAAUGGUUACCACCAUUACCAAUUCACAUUGGUGUACAACCAGAUGAUUCAAGUUCAACAUCAGAAUCAAGUGAAGAUGAAUCAAGUGCCUCAGAUGAUAAUACUGAUGAUAUUAUAUCAUAUGAUAAUAUUGAUAAUGAUGAUAAUGAUAAUCUUGAUAAUGAUAAUGGUGAUGGUGGUGAUGAUGAUGAUGAUGUUAAUAUGAUUGUUGAUGAUAAUAUAUUAGAAACAGUUAAAAUUGUUAAAAAAAUAAAAACAAGAAAAUUAUUAAAUUGUAAUUUAAAGUCUAAAAAAAGACGUAUUGGACUUGUUCAAGAAAGAAUAAUAAGUCCAAGAAGAGAAGAAGAUCGUGUUGAUCAUAAAAAAUAUAAAAGUAUAAAAGAUAAACUUCGUCGUCAAAAAGAACAACGUGGUAAAUCUAAAGAAAAUAUACAUGAAAAAGUUAAAAAACAUAGACGUGCUAAUAAAUCAAAAUCACAUGCAAGACAUACUGCUAUUAAAUUACAAACAAUUGCACAAUCAAAUGAACUAUCAGCUGAAAGAAAAAUUAAGGAUACAUUUAGAAUAAAUAUGGCUAAUGUCAUUGUCAGAUUUUUGAAUCCUCAUCGACAAAGUGAUUGUAAACAAGGACGAAUAACAAAUACAGAUGAUUUUAAAUUUUUAGCACGAAAGUUGACACAUUUUGUUCUUGCUAAAGAAUUAAAACACUGUAAAAGUGUUGAUGAAUUACAGUGUAAUGAAAAUGUUAAACACAAGGCCAAAGAUUUUGUACGAAAAUACAUGAAUAAAUUUGGACCAGUAUAUCAACGAUCAUCAGAUGAAGAUUAUUAAUUGGCAGUAUCAUUAUGUUUAUAUAAAAUCAUUAAGAAAGUAAAUAAAUAAUUGUUUUCAAAAAUUUAAUUUUAUUAUUUAUACUACAGAAUAAUUAUAACAAUGAAAAAAAGAAAGAAAAAAAAAAUAAUUUGCCAUUAAAUAAUUUCAACUUUUUUAAUUGUUUAUUUAUACUAUUUAAAUUAAUUAUUAAUGAAUUUUUUUUUCAAUGAUUAUUAAUUUAUAAAUGAAUUAUUAAUCAAUUUUUUAUUUUAAAAAAAUAUCAUUAUUAUGAUUACAAUAGCUAUAUUAUUAUUUAUAUUUUAUAUUUUUUUUAUUUUUCAAGUUUUGUAAAUAAUUAAAUUGAUUACUAGCUAAAGUUUAUUAAUCUCAAUUCAAAAUAUAAAUUUACAUAUACAAAAAUUGCUCAGAAUUAAUAAACGAAUGAAUGCAUGGAAUUAUUUUCGAACAUGAAUGUGAAAAAUUGUAAAACAAUAAUAAAUAAAAUUAAAAUAUUAAUAUAAAUAUAUUUUUAUUUAUUUAUAAAGACAAGCAGCUGUUCCAUGUUGUACUGUGAUUGUAAAAUAUUUUAUUAAUUAUCUCACUCCUCACA